GGCAACAGACUGCUUCAAUUUUGCACAGUGUUCAGGUGUUUGAUGUGAACGCAAAUAAUUAUGAACGUGAAAGAAAAUGCCCGAGAAAUGUUGACGUUUGAGUAAGUUUAGUCGAGUCUUCACGUUAGUUCCAUCUGUUAAAUUCGAGACACGGAUAACCGAACUGAAGAGAAUCCAUUUAAACGUUGGGAGGAUGGGAGAUAAAGGUGAAUUUGUCGGCACCUUCUACUGACUGAAUGAAAUCCAACUAUUUUGCUGGAUGGACUUGACUCGUCCCGUAGGCCUGCACCGGGUACGUACGCACCCGUAGUACGGUACGGUCGGGUAGUGUGAGUGAGUGAAAAGUAGCCUUCCUACACAAAAACAUUGAAAUGGCUGGUUUUAGUCCGUUUCUGCUUUCUGCUCUUGCAUUUGGGCUGCUUCUUUGCCAAGCAUCAGGCUAUACCUGUGCCUACAAGAACGAGAAAAUCAGUGGUAACGUUGCGACGGAGGUAGAUGAAGUUGUAGGAGUGGUGUUGCCGGACAACAAGAGCAUCGUAUGCGACAGGCGGCUGGACUCCUGUUUCUCCUUGUGGUCCAUUCGACCAGGCAACGAUGACAUCUUUGUCUCCAAACAAGGUUGCUGGAAGUUUGAAGCCGGGCAACAUGACUGCAAUCAGGAUGAGUGUAACUCGUCAGCUCCACCCAUAGACUCCAUGCAGCGGGCCCACAACGUCACCAGUCAGUUCUGCUGCUGUAAAGGAGACUACUGCAACGCCAACAUGAGCAGUAGUUAUGUGCCUCGCCCACCGUUGGAACCCACCCCCUUUGGACCUAAAGAUAUAGUAACGUCCCCACCUAAGAAUGACGAGAGUUGGACUACCAUCAUCGUUGUCAUGGUCUGCAUUCUCUGCCUCUGCAUCGCUGUUCCUGUCAUCUUCCUGCUCUUUCGUAUGUACCGCAUCCGUAGCCUGAAAUCCAAGAUGGACCCCUUGGGCAUGCUGGAAGCCGCGCCGCCAGAACCCAGCGUGGACCUAGACCAACUCAAGGUCAUGAAUCUCGUCGGGCAAGGGCGGUACUGCAACGUCUACCGCGGCAUUUUGGAAGAAGGCGAGGUAGCCGUUAAGAUCUUCGCUGGAGCCUCGCGACAGUGCUACCUGAACGAGGUCGAGAUGUACAACCUUGCGCACAUCGAGCAUCCCAACGUGCUGAGGUUUCUCGGCAGCUCAGAGAGAAUGGGCCAGGAUAACUGGCCCGAGUAUCUGCUCGUAGCGGAGUACAUGUCUCACGGUUCCUUGAUGAACUAUCUGAAGGAAAACACGUACGAUUGGCUGGGUAUGUGUCGGCUUGGUCAGACAGCCGCUGCUGGCUUGGCUCAUCUGCAUCAAUCAGUGGAUAAAGGAGGUUCUUCGAGGCCGGCCAUCGUCCAUCGAGACAUCAACAGCCGAAACGUUCUGGUCAAGUCGGACCUGACCUGCGUCAUCGGUGACUUCGGCUUCGCCAUGAAAGUCUUUGGAUCGUCCGUGGUACGGGAGGGAGACGAAGACAAUAGCACCAUUACUGAUGUCGGCACGGUGCGCUACAUGUCACCGGAGGUCCUGGAUGGAGCUGUCAAUCUACGGGACUGCGAGUCGGCCCUCAAACAGGUGGACAUCUAUGCUUUGGGUCUGGUCUUGUGGGAGAUUGGCACAAGAUGCAGCGAGUUAUACCCAGGUGGCGAUGUUCCUCCUUACAAACUGCCCUUUUCCGAUGAGCUCUGCCCACACCCAACGUUUGAAGACAUGCAGGUGCACGUGUCUAGAGGCCGAAAACGACCUGCUUUCCCAGACGCGUGGAAGGAGAAUAACCAGGCACUACGUUCUUUGAAGGAGACAAUAGAAGACUGCUGGGAUCAUGACUCGGAGGCCCGCUUGACUGCCCUGUGUGUGGAGGAACGCAUCAUUGAACUGAUGGUGUUGUGGGACAAACACCACACCGUCAGCCCCACAAUCAACCCAACCUCUGAAGGGAUGACGUCAGCCACGAUAACCCAUACUCGAGGUCAUCCAGACCAUGGUCCAGGGACUGCCACCACAGCCACGGUGGAUUCAGGUGCAGUGACCUCCCAUCUGUCGCAGCCCCACUCUCACGCUGACCACGCCAUGACGGGGGAGGGCCCAGAGGGCGGGUUUGGGAUGCGCUGUGCUCCGACAGGCUCCGUCAUUGAGAAGAAUGAGCGGCAGAGGCUUCUGUCGCCAGACACCAUCAGCACCAGCCUCUCCGCUCAGUCGGAUCUCAACCUGAUCGACCUGUCCACCAUUGCGCCCAACGUUGACCCCAAGAACCUGCACUACUCCGACGAGAACAUUGAGAGGUUCACCUCCGACCUCAAGUACGGUCGUCCGUACAGCACCCCUACGGAGAGCUCCGAAGGGUACGGGUAUAGCGAGCCUAACACCUCCCCCAGCCAACCUCUGGUCAUGCAUGAGAUGAGACCAAGCCUUGCUGGGGACCAGAUGACCGAUAAUCUUGGAGUCUGGAGCAAACGACACAAUCUCCACCGACCAACCAGCUUGCCGGUCUGGGGUCAGAUGACCGUGAAUGAAGCCAGAGCGCAUACUCAUCCCCACCACGCUUUGACCGACUUAGGAAGCGAGUCACGACCGGGUAAGCCUGACGUCAACAAGCAACGUCAACAAGCCAGGGCUGCUGAGCAAGCUCCCGUCACCAGCCCGAAACAAAACCUCCCUCCUAAAGAAAUGGAGGCGUCCUCGUCUGACAACUCCUCCAGUAACGGAUCCUGCAGCAGCCUCCAUUCUACCUUAUCCGAGGGGUCAGCAAACAGCUGCGAGUCGGAUCACAGCCGGCGACCCAACACCCUUCCUCUGCCAACCAACAGCCACGGGUCCAAGAAAAAGCUGGUGGCAGUUUACAUCCCGGAUUCAGGCCCGACCACUAAAGUCCAGACAGGUAUUGCCAAAAUGGACAGCGUUGACACCCAGUGUCACCCGGUCAAAGUGGCGACCAAUGGUACCCACUGUAAGAACAAACCCGGAGAACCCAAAGUGACCUGCAGAGCCAGGGUGCAACCCUCUGAGACAAACCCAUCCAACGCCAGGCCCUUGUCCUGGUCAGUUGGAGACAAAUCAAACGACGAGUCAGACUCUGGGAGUCUCCUGAAUGGGAACUCCAAAUCCAAAGAGUGCGGUGUAAAUAUGGACUCCAAGAAGACGAAAAGGAAAGUCACACCCUAUAGAAUAGCAGGCUCAAAGAAACUCUCCGUUUACAACGGGAAGAGCCAGGGCAGCGUGUCGUCUGAUGACGGCUCUCCGGAAUCUGACCAGGCUAGCGACUCAUCCGAGAACAGUGCUAACAACAAUUCCGGGGACCAGUGUAACGGUACUCCGUUGUUGACACAGAAUGGCCAUGCCUUGCAGCCUGGUAAACACGUCACAAACGGUACGACGUCUGCCGUCAACCGGCAUGCUGUGCCCACCGCAGAUAAUACCUUCCAGCUGGGCGGGGACAAUCUGCAGUGGGGCGGGCCAGGGAAGACGGGAAUGGAGAACGGACCCAGAGCUAACUACCAGGUCUCGUGUGUUUGAGUCAAAUCUCUGAGUGAUGUAAGCAUUUAAACCAAGGCGAUCUGUAACUUAAAUCCAAAAGAUUCCUUUGUGUUAUUUUAGAAAUGGAAGCUUCACAAGCAUUUUGUUCCUCACAAGCCAGUAUCAUCUUGGUUUAAUAUUUUCAUAUUAGAGCGAGGUCACAUAAAAUAUAAUGUGAAGAAACCCAGCUCUAAUCCACUUAUUUGUUCAAUCUUAUCCUGGUGACGAAGUGUCCUCAAAUCACCCCAAAAGACCUUGAAAAAACCACUCUAGCCUUGAUCUAGAGGAGCCAUCAAAAUUUUAAUUUCAAGAGUUAAUAGCGUGUAAACCAGAGACAGAUUUGUUUGUCUGUUGUGUCCCAAUGUAUUUGUUCAGCAUUGAUAACAUAGUGACGUCGACAAUAAACAUAAUACGUCGGUCA
Patiria miniata (bat star) is the source of this 3984-nucleotide messenger RNA. It is a transcript of the gene bmpr2, whose product is annotated as bone morphogenetic protein receptor type-2-like. Gene Ontology annotation, molecular function: ATP binding; transforming growth factor beta receptor activity. Gene Ontology annotation, cellular component: signaling receptor complex; plasma membrane. The transcript has 9 exons. Gene Ontology annotation, biological process: BMP signaling pathway; protein phosphorylation; cellular response to growth factor stimulus. The record is from RefSeq and is a predicted model, not a curated record. Lineage: Eukaryota; Metazoa; Echinodermata; Asteroidea; Valvatida; Asterinidae. Bases 372 to 3563 code for a protein of 1063 amino acids.